CACGGCGCAAGCCCCGCCCCCUCGCCGACUGCGGCUGGGCGCUGAGCGGGUGAAAGAACCACGGUGCGGACGGCGAACCCGCCCGUCCCCUGACACCCUGGACAUUAACUCCUCGAUCUGCUGAGCUCACUGGAAUGGCCAGGCCAGGACUCCCUGUCUUUAUCCUGGAAUCUUCCUCCUAUCCCAGGUGUGCUACAAUGCUGCUGCUGCGCAAAGUUGUGCUUCCAGGAAUCCAGCAGGCCUGCAGACUCAAGUCCACUCCCUCAAGGCUCUGCAUUCAGGCCUGCUCUACAAAUGAUUCAUUUCAGCCCCAGCACCACAUCCUCGCCUUCUCUGGUGAUCACUCCAGCACCAAGGGAUGGAGAGUCAUGGGGACCCUGCUAGGCCUCGGUGCAGUGUUGGCCUAUCAUGACUACCAGUGCAAGGCUGCUCAGGAGCCACCACGCAUAUACACGAGGGAGGAAGUGAGAUCCCACAGCAGCCCUGAGACUGGGAUUUGGGUGACUUUGGGCUCUGAGGUCUUUGACGUCACAGAAUUUGUGGACCUACACCCAGGGGGGCCAUCAAAGCUGAUGCUAGCAGCCGGGGGUCCUCUAGAGCCCUUCUGGGCCCUCUAUGCUGUUCACGACCAGCCCCACGUGCGAGAGAUACUGGCUCAGUACAAGAUUGGGGAACUGAGCCCUGAAGACAAGGCACCCUCCACCUUGAAGACCUCUGACCCUUAUGCUAAUGAUCCUAUACGUCACCCAGCCCUGAAGGUUAACAGCCAGCGCCCUUUUAAUGCAGAACCUCCCCCUGAGCUGCUGACAGAAAACUACAUCACACCCAACCCGAUCUUCUUCACUAGGAAUCACUUGCCUGUGCCUAACCUGGACCCAGACACCUAUCGCCUGCAUGUAGUAGGGCCACCUGGGGGUCAGUCACUGUACCUAUCCCUGGAUGACUUGUACCAGUUCCCCAAGCAUGAGAUCACAGUCACUUUGCAGUGUGCUGGCAACCGGCGCUCUGAGAUGACUCGGUUCAAAGAAGUAAGAGGUCUGGAGUGGAAUACAGGGGCAAUUAGCACUGCACGCUGGGCUGGGGCACGGCUCUGUGAUGUGUUAGCCCAGGCUGGUCACCAACUCUCUGAAGCUGAGGCCCAUGUCUGCUUUGAGGGAUUGGACUCAGACCCCACAGGGACUGCUUAUGGAGCAUCCAUCCCUCUGGCUCGGGCCAUGGACCCUGAAGCUGAGGUCCUGCUGGCAUAUGAGAUGAAUGGACAGCCUCUGCCUCGUGACCAUGGCUUCCCUGUGCGGGUGGUGGUUCCUGGCGUAGUGGGUGCUCGCCAUGUCAAAUGGCUGGGCAAAGUCAGCGUGGAACCAGAGGAAAGUCACAGCCACUGGCAGCGGCGGGAUUACAAAGGCUUCUCUCCAUCUGUGGACUGGGACACUGUAGAUUUUGACUCGGCUCCAUCUAUUCAGGAACUUCCUGUCCAGUCAGCCAUCACACAGCCCAAAGACGGGGAGACAAUAGAGUCAAGGGAGGUGACUAUCAAGGGCUAUGCAUGGAGUGGUGGAGGAAGAGCUGUGGUCAGGGUGGAUGUGUCUCUGGAUGGGGGCCUAACCUGGCAGGCGGCUGAGCUGGAUGGAGAAGAACAGCGUCCCCGAAAAGCCUGGGCCUGGCGGCUAUGGCAGCUGCAAGCCCCUGUGCCAGCUGGGAAAAAGGAACUGAAUAUUAUUUGUAAGGCUGUAGAUGACAGCUACAAUGUGCAGCCAGACACAGUGGCCCCAAUCUGGAACCUCCGAGGCGUGCUCAGCAAUGCCUGGCACCGUAUCCACGUCCAUGUCGCCCCAUGAGAAAGUGAAAUGGAAUCAUCUGCGCUCCAGAACCACCUUCUUAACAUCCAGCCUUUGGCCUCAUUACCACAGAAAAAGCUUUCCCUCCACCUCUCCAUGUUUUGGAUCACAACCCUGAUGAUGUCUUUGUAAGCCAUAGGCAGGUAGACACAUCACACAUUUCCGCUCAAGCAACCAACCCUCUUUGAUACUAUGUCACAUACCCCUUCUGGCCAGUGACCCUGUACCGGGAGGUGAGAGCUACUGGAGAAAAGGGCUAGGAGUAGGAAAAGUAAUUUUGGAAAUAGCGCUAAUUACUAACCCUAUCUCCAUUUCUAAUGACUGUCACCACCGAGGCCUUGUUUUGCUUUUCUUCUUGGAUUCUUCACUGCAUAUGUGAGGGUACGUGUAAGAAAAGCCUAUGUGCAACUUUUUACUGCCUCCCUAGGUUCCCAGGGGUAACGACGGUUCCACUUUUCUAAAUACAUCAAUAAAAUAUCUGUUUAAGACCACCAA
This is a messenger RNA of Sus scrofa (pig), 2330 nucleotides long. The record is from RefSeq and is a predicted model, not a curated record. Lineage: Eukaryota; Metazoa; Chordata; Mammalia; Artiodactyla; Suidae.